Molecule: messenger RNA, 871 nt
Organism: Salvia miltiorrhiza (redroot sage)
Lineage: Eukaryota; Viridiplantae; Streptophyta; Magnoliopsida; Lamiales; Lamiaceae
Product: heat shock 22 kDa protein, mitochondrial-like
Exons: 2
Coding region: 163-783 (206 amino acids)
Source: RefSeq, a predicted model, not a curated record
GAAUUUAUCGGCCCAAUCUGGAACCUUCUCGACCAUGUUCUACAAUGUUCCAGAUUCUCUUCUCUUCUCUUUAAAAGCCGAGGCUGCAGACGUCGCCUUCCAACCUUUCAAAACUAUCUGAAAAUCUCACUCAUCCUUAGCUUUCUUGUCAACAAAGAAACAAUGGCUUCCUCUCUGGCUCUGAAAAGACUGAUCUCUUCUUCCAACCUUCUCUCCACGUCUAUCCGCCCCGUGGCAUACUCUCGCCGCCUCUUCAAUACCAACGCCGUCCGCGAGUACGACAGCGAAGACCGCGACUCCGACGUCGGCCGCCGCCCCGACCGCCGCGUAUUCGGCAUCGGCCGCCGCCCCGACGCGGCGGUAUUCUCUCCCUUCGCCUUAGCAGAUAUGUUGAGUCCGUUCCCAACAAGGAGCAGCCUGAGCCAGAUUCUGAACAUGAUGGACCAAAUGAUGGAGACGCCGGCGAGUGGCGGCGGUAGGAGGAGCUGGGAGGCGAGGGAGACGGAGGAGGGGCUGCAGCUGCGCGUGGACAUGCCGGGAUUGGGGAAGGAGGACGUGAAGGUGUCGGUGGAGCAGAACACGCUGACAAUCAGGGGCGAAGGGAAGAAAGAGAAUGAGGAAGAAGAGAGCGGGAGAAGGUAUAUGAGCAGGAUUGAUCUGCCGGAGAAGCUGUAUAAGACCAACGAGAUAAAGGCCGAGAUGAAGAACGGUGUGCUGAAGGUGUUCGUGCCGAGGAUCCAGGAAGAACAGAAGAAUGAUGUUUUCCAAGUUAACAUCGACUAGACUAGUUAGUGUGUGAGGUUUUGAUUUUAGUCUGGCUCUACCUUCUCGCCUUGUUUUACUUUAUAUAAUAACAUCACUUUUCUUAUUA